AUGCAAGCCGCUGUAUUAAACAGAUUUAAAGAACUGCUUGAAAUUCAACACGUAGAAGUACCAAUACCAGGACCCGAUGAUGUUUUAGUUAGAAUGAUUGCUUGUGGUGUCUGUCAUACAGAUUUGCACUUUAUUCGUGGAGACUGGGAAAUAUUUCAACAAUAUUUACCACGUAUACCUGGUCACGAAGGGAUUGGCGAAGUGAUUGAAUUAGGCUCGAAUGCAGGUGAUGAUUUGGAAAAAGGAGAUGUUAUCGGUAUUCCAUGGGUGCAUGAAACAUGUCUUCAAUGUGAAUACUGUUUAUCGGGCCGAGAAGAAUUCUGUAUGAAAUUAGUUCGAUCCGGUGUGACUGUUCACGGAUGUUUUGCUGAAUAUGUUUUAAUGAAUACAAAAUUUGCUGUUAAACUGCCACAAGGCAUGGAUCCAUAUACAUCUGCGCCGAUUUAUUGUGCUGGCGUAACGAUGUACAAGGCUUUGAAAAGUUCAAGAGUGAAAGCAGGAGAAUGGAUAUCAAUUGUUGGUGUCGGCGGACUUGGAUCAAUGGGUAUUCAAUAUGCCAUCGCAAUGGGUAUGAAAGUUUUGGCAGUUGUAGAACCCGGUGAUAAGAAUAGUACGAAUCUAGCGAAAAAAUUAGGAGCAGAAGACGUUUAUGAUGGUCCAGUAGACAAACAUGCCGAAUGGAUUCGUAAUAGAGUGGGCGGUGUUGAAGCAUCGUUCGUGACUGUACCUCUAAUUACUGCGUUUGAACAAGCGUUUGAAUCAGUAAAACGAUGUGGCCGUGUCGUAGGUGUAGGUAUGCCAAAGGGUAAUAUGUCCAUACCAAUAACUCGAUGGGUGACCAGUGGAAUUGAACUAAUUGGCUCUACACUCGGUUCGCGAAAGGAUUUACAAGAAGCAUUAGAUUUUGCAAAACUUCAUCAAAUCGGAUGCAAAGUGGAAAAACGCAAGUUAAAAGAUAUCAAUCAAAUUUUUGAUGAUAUGUCAAACGGUAAAAUCAAUGGUAGAAUUGUUAUUGAUUUCGCCACAGUAUAA
Adineta ricciae is the source of this 1032-nucleotide messenger RNA. The record is from the annotation of a GenBank genome assembly. Lineage: Eukaryota; Metazoa; Rotifera; Eurotatoria; Adinetida; Adinetidae.